CAUAACUCGCCAGCGCCUUCUCUCUCUCUCUACCUCUCCGAACAUCGUCUCACGCAAACGCAAGCUCUCUCCAAUGGCUGCCGUGGCUGCGAAGAAGUCUCGAUCCCCGUCCUCGCACCCUCCAUUCUUCGAGAUGAUAACGGACGCCAUCGUGACGCUGAAGGAGCGCACCGGGUCGAGCCAGUACGCCAUCCAGAAGUUCGUGGAGGAGAAGCACAAGAAGCUGCCGGCCAACUUCAGGAAGCUCCUGCUGGUCCAGCUGCGGCGGCAGGUCGCCUCCGGGAAGCUCGUCAAGGUCAAGAACUCGUUCAAGCUGCCCCCCGCCGCUGCCAAGGCGGCCCCCGCCGCCGCCGUGGCCAAGCCCAAGGCGAAGCCGGCUGCUGCUGCUGCUGCCAAGCCCAAGUCCAAGCCGAAGACCGUCGCGAAGCCGAAGGCGGCUGCUCCCAAGGCGAAAGCCGCCGCUGCCAAGCCCAAGGCAGCCGCGAAGCCGAAAGCCGCGGCGGGUGCGAAGAGGAAGGCGGCCGAGAAGCCGAAGUUGAAGCCCGUGGCCAAGGCGGCGAAGACCUCCGCGAAGGCGACGCCGACGAAGAAGGCCGUGAAGAAGGUGGCCGCGGCGAAGCCGAAGAAGACGCCCGUGAAGAAGCCCAAGAGCGUGAAGACGCCGGUGAAGAAGGCGAAGAAGUGAGCCGCUGGCGCUCUGUUCUUUACUCUAGCGUAGGGGACGGGAUUUUAGAGUUGAGGAUUUGGUUGUGUAUAGAAGAAGAUGGUUUGGCGACAGUUGACAUAGCAGCAGCCCUUUUCUUUCUUCCUUUCUUUUUCCUUUUGGUUUUCGAAUCGUGCUAACUCUAUUCUUGUUAGCCCCAUGUUUCUAUUCUAUGUAAGCUUUUCUAGGAGAGAUGAUUAUUAGUAGAUGGGUUUGUGUUUGAUAGUGAGGGAAUCGAAAAAGCUCUGACUUCGGGGCGCUCUAAUGGAGGUUUCUUCUUCUUCUGGUUC
Molecule: messenger RNA, 993 nt
Organism: Eucalyptus grandis
Lineage: Eukaryota; Viridiplantae; Streptophyta; Magnoliopsida; Myrtales; Myrtaceae
Product: histone H1
Exons: 2
Coding region: 74-685 (203 amino acids)
Biological process (GO): chromosome condensation; negative regulation of DNA recombination; nucleosome assembly
Cellular component (GO): nucleus; nucleosome
Molecular function (GO): structural constituent of chromatin; nucleosomal DNA binding; double-stranded DNA binding
Source: RefSeq, a predicted model, not a curated record